AUGCCGCCGCUGCCGCCGCGGGACCACACCGAGGCUACGCCGCUGCUGCUGGGCGGGACCGACGCCGGCGCGCGCACGGGCUACGUCGAGAGCCUCGACUCGCGCCGCCUCAGUGAGCCGGAGCAGGAGGCGGUGGCGCACGAGAGCGCCUUUAGCGCGGUGCAGGACCUGGCGCACGGCGUCGACCCGAAUGCGUCCGCGUUUCCGCCGCCGGCCGACGUCAGCCACGUAUCCCUGGACGCUGUGGCCGCGCCCGCGCCCGUCGCCGGCCACCACGCGCCGCCGGCUAAGCGGGCCGACGUGCUCGUCAUCCUGUGCGCCAUGUGGGUCGGGUGCUUUCUGGCGGCGCUCGACGGCACCAUUGUGGCCGUCAUCCUGGCCAAGGUGGGCUCCGAGUUCAAGGUGUCGAAAAACGUCGGCUGGCUGGGCACGAGCUACCUCCUCACCCAGACGGCCUUCCAGCCGCUCUACGGCCGCGCCUCGGACAUCUUUGGUCGCAAAGCGGCCACGCUGUUUGCCUCGGCCGUCUUCCUGGCCGGCAGCGUCCUGUGCGGCGUCUCGCAGUCCUUCUGGCAACUGUGCGUGGCGCGGGCGAUUGCCGGCAUCGGCGGCGGCGGCCUGACGUCGAUGACGACCAUCGUCACCACCGACCUCGUCAGCCUCAAGUCGCGCGGCACCUGGCAGGGCAUCGGCAACCUCGUCUGCGCCGCGGGCGCUGCGCUCGGCGGCCCGCUCGGUGGCGCCCUGGCCGACGGCGGCCUCGGCUGGCGCGCGGCCUUCACGCUCCAGGUGCCCCUCUGCGUGCUCCACUUUGUCGUCGUCAGCUGGAAGGUCGACAUCCCGGCGGGCCCGGGCAGCAUGCUGGAAAAGAUCAAGCGCAUCGACGGCCUCGGCUCGCUCUCGCUCGUAUCGUCCAUCUCGCUGCUCCUCGUCGGCCUCAGCCUGGGCGGCAACGAGCGCGCGUGGUCGGACCGCGUCGUCGUCGGCAGCCUCGUCGGCGGCCUGGCGCUGCUGGCCGUCUUUGUGCUGGUCGAACGGUACGUGGCGCGCGAGCCCGUGAUGCCGAUGGACGUCGUCUUCCGCCAGACGCCCGGGUUCGUGUCGGUCGCGUGCUGGUUUGCCAGCAUCGCCCAGUUUGCCGCCUUCUACACGGUGCCGAGCUACUUUGUCGCCGUCGAGCAGACGACGUCGAGGUACGCCGGCUACCUGCUCAUCCCCAACGCCGUCGUCACCUCGGUCAGCAGCCUGGCCAGCGGCCUGGUGAUUGCGCGCACGGGGCGGUACAAGCGGAUGCUCGUCGUCGGCGGCGCGCUGGGCGUCGUCGGCCCGCUGCUGCUGUGCACCUGGCACCGCGGCACGUCGACGCUCGUCUACUGGAUCAGCAUGCCGCUCGGCGGCGCGUCGUUUGGCAUCGUGCUGACGACGACGCUCGUCGCCCUCAUCAGCGCCCUCGAGCCGGCGCAGGUGGCCGCGGGCACGGGCAUCACCUACCUCUUCCGCGCCACGGGCUCGGUGCUGGGCAUCUCGCUCUCGGGGGCGCUGCUGCAAAACGGCCUGCAGCGCAACCUCGAGAGGGCCUCGUUCCCGCCGAGCCUGAUCGAAGCCGUCCGCCGCGACGUCGGCCUGAUCCGGACGCUCAAGGAGCCGCUGCGCGACGCCGCCAGGCAGGCGUACCAGGAGUCGAUGCACCUCGUCUUUGUCGCCGUCGCCGUUUCGGGCCUGCUGGCGUUCCUCUCCCUCUUCCCCAUUGAGGAAAACGAGCUGCCGUCCAAGGUGCCGCCGGCCGCCGCGCCCCCUGCGCCUCGUCCGAGGGAUUGA
Molecule: messenger RNA, 1818 nt
Organism: Pseudozyma flocculosa PF-1
Lineage: Eukaryota; Fungi; Basidiomycota; Ustilaginomycetes; Ustilaginales; Ustilaginaceae
Exons: 2
Coding region: 1-1818 (605 amino acids)
Biological process (GO): basic amino acid transport; transmembrane transport
Cellular component (GO): fungal-type vacuole membrane
Molecular function (GO): basic amino acid transmembrane transporter activity
Source: RefSeq, a predicted model, not a curated record